Exophiala xenobiotica is the source of this 1642-nucleotide messenger RNA. RefSeq lists its product as uncharacterized. The record is from RefSeq and is a predicted model, not a curated record. The coding region runs from base 1 to 1617 and encodes 538 amino acids. Gene Ontology annotation, molecular function: protein binding. Lineage: Eukaryota; Fungi; Ascomycota; Eurotiomycetes; Chaetothyriales; Herpotrichiellaceae. The transcript has a single exon.
AUGGCUCCAAGAAGCAGCGCAAGGUUGAGAGCGAAAACAACCGGAGACCAUGACCAGAGCGUUCACAAGCAGGCUUCCCAGGAGGGACGAGGACACAGGAUCGCGAAACCCACUGCCCGCUACACCAGCUACAAGAAUUCCCUGAGCAGUUCGCGUAAGACAGAGACCAGCAGUACCCUCGCUGACACCGUCGACAGCUUCAUGAUCAGAUUGUAUGCCGAGAUUCUCGCUGCUGCCGUGGGUUUCAUUGGCGACAAGGAACGUUCUGAAAUUCGUGUCUUGAUCCGCAAGGCAAGGACUUUACGAUUCUUCGACCUUUAUGCGAAGCAGGAUGCUGACAACCUCAAAAACAUUCUCAAGAAUUCUCGACCUUCCGACGUACAAGGGAAGAAGGUGGUUCGACGUGCCAUUAACGACCUCCAGGUGAGCCAUCCCGAGCGCCUGGUCGGUUUUUGCAAAAGUCCAAAUGUUGUCCUGUUGAGCGUUUGUGCCCAUUCGCAAGCAUUCCGAGCCGCUAUUUCCCGUGAUAAUGCUGAUAGCAAGGCUGAGAAGCAACCGAGAUGGGAUGACAUCCUCUCGAAAAUCAAGAAAUGUGCGUCUAGCCUGGAGCUAUUCGCGAAAACAAGGGGACUAGAGUGGAGGAAAGAACUUGACGCAAUCAACAUUGACUGGGAUAGUCUCCUGGCUUCCUGCUUCCAGGGAAAUCAACAUACCAGCGGCAUUGACCAUGACAACUUCGGCAUCGGGCCCAAAGAUCUGGAUGAAGUUCAUCAUCCUACGGACGAGAUACCCCAUCAUUGGGUUCUUCCACGACGCAAAGAGAACGCCAAACGAGGCCAAUUCGAGUACCACUUCAACGAAGGUCUCUCCGAGCAGAAAUUUUACGGGAACAAAGUCCCAGGCAAGCUCAACGGACGCCGGAAACCCAGGGUUGGCGACCGUCAAAUUGCGGAGCAGGUCAAUGUGGACCAAUCGAUGGUGCUGGACACCUACGACUGGUCGUAUUUGCCGAUUCUAGCACAAGGGGACCCACGCUUUGCUGGGUACAAACGUCGUCUCUGCGACGCUUGCGGGAAAGAAGAUGCCUGUUCAUGUACGUUGACCGACCUCUGCCGGGAAAAGGGCGGCCAUGCCAAUCCACUGCUCGAGCUGAUUGCCACCGUGAAAACCGGUGUGGGAGUCAGGGCUCUCCAGGAGUUCAAGAAGAAGGACUUUUUGGGCGAAUACAUUGGAGAAAUAUAUCCUUUGCAGGUGCCAGGCCGAUAUGGCACCAAGGAGGGGGAAAUGUACGUCUUUCCUCGACCUGUCUAUCAAGAAGGUGAUUUGGAGCCCAGACGGAGGAGGGGCAAGGGCAACAACAAGGAAGAGAAAACCCAUUUCAUUAUCGACCCGGCAAUCUAUGGCAAUUGGACGCGGUACAUCAAUCACAGUUGCGAGCCGAAUGCCCACUACGAGGCGGUCAAAUUGGGCCAGAGACAGGCCAUAGUCAUCCAGACGCGUCGAGAUAUUGGAUUUGGGGAGGAGUUGACAGUUGAUUAUGGGGGCAAUUACUUCGAGCAGAUGAAGAUAAACUGCAUAUGUGGCUCUGAGCGUUGUCUGUAUAGAAAGAAGAAAUAGUAGUUGUGGUGGUUCAAUGAAAGAU